Molecule: messenger RNA, 630 nt
Organism: Cyphellophora attinorum
Lineage: Eukaryota; Fungi; Ascomycota; Eurotiomycetes; Chaetothyriales; Cyphellophoraceae
Product: putative proteasome subunit beta type-4
Exons: 3
Coding region: 1-630 (209 amino acids)
Biological process (GO): proteasomal protein catabolic process
Cellular component (GO): cytosol; nucleus; proteasome core complex
Molecular function (GO): peptidase activity
Source: RefSeq, a predicted model, not a curated record
AUGUUGAAGCCAUGCUGGGCGGAAGUCCUCCUCGGCCUCACCGGCCGCGACUUCACGCUCAUCGCGGCCUCCAAAGCCGCCAUGCGCGGUGCCACGAUCCUCAAAUCCUCCGACGACAAGACCCGCGCCCUCAACAAGAACAACCUUAUGGCCUUCUCUGGUGAAGCCGGCGACACGAUCCAAUUCGCAGAGUUCAUCCAAGCCAACGUCGCACUGUACUCGAUGCGGAACGAGGUCGAUUUGGGCCCCGCGGAGGUGGCGGCGUUUGUGAGGGGAGAGCUGGCGAAGAGUUUGAGGUCACGGCAUCCGUACACGGUUAAUUUGUUGUUGGGGGGCGUGGAUCCGAUCAGCAAGGAGCCGAGUCUGUAUUGGGUUGAUUAUCUGGCGAGUAGUGCGCGGGUGCCGUAUGCUGCGCAUGGUUAUGCUCAGUACUACUGCCUCUCAAUCCUCGACAAGCAUCACCACCCAGACAUCUCCUUCGACCAAGGCAUGAAGAUCCUGCGCAUGUGCACAGACGAGUUGCAGCGACGGUUACCCAUAGACUUCAAGGGCAUGACGGUCAAAGUGGUCAAGAAGGACGGCGUGCAGGAGAUCGAGUACGAUACCAGCAAGCAGGUCUUGAGCGCUUGA